Molecule: messenger RNA, 1001 nt
Organism: Xenopus laevis (African clawed frog)
Lineage: Eukaryota; Metazoa; Chordata; Amphibia; Anura; Pipidae
Gene: bmerb1.S
Product: bMERB domain containing 1 S homeolog
Exons: 6
Coding region: 166-789 (207 amino acids)
Source: RefSeq, a predicted model, not a curated record
UCCAGCUCCCCCCCCCCCAAAAAAAAGCCAAGAGACAUGAGGAUGGAGUGAGUGGAAGCCGGGACUGUCCUUCCCCCUCACCCACCCACCACCUAUCAGCUUUUCCAGGAGCAAGACAACAGAGGCAGAUAGAAGGUGGACUGUGAGAAGGGAACAUAGGCAGCUAUGCAGACAUCCAUGGAGUUAAAGAAAUCCAUCUCUACCACUAAAGAGACAGAGAAGCCAAUGAAGAGCUAUGGAGCAGUGGAGGAGACUGACUGGAAAGCAGGAGGCAGAAUAAGUCAACUUGACAUUGUAUCGAUGGCCGAGACAACUAUGACACCUGAAGAAAUAGAACUGGAGAUGACCAAAAUUCAGAGGCUUCGAGAAGUCUUGGUGAGAAGAGAAUCAGAGCUCAGAUUCAUGAUUGAUGAUAUUCAGUUGUGCAAGGAAAUCAUGAGCCUGAAACAGGAACUCCAGACUUUGGUAGAUGUCCCAGAGAAGGACAAAACAAAUCCACAAAAGAAAGGUGAAGAUGAGUUGAUCCAGAAGAUCCAAAAGCUGGUGCAGAAAAGGGACUUCCUGGUUGAUGAUGCAGAAGUGGAGCGAUUAAGGGAAAAAGAAGAAGACAAAGAAAUUGCAGAUUUCCUCCGAAUCAAAUUAAAACCCUUGGACAAAGCGACAAAACCAGCUGCUAAUACUCUAGUAGAGAAGAAACCAGAACUCCCGCCCACCAAGCCUUCCAUUACAAAAACAGGAAUGGCCAUCCUGAAAGAUUGCUGUGGCACAACUCAGUGCAGCGUUAUGUAACACUUGCUGCCAGGACAACGCUGAUCAGAACGCUCCAACGGGAUGAUGGGUUUCACUUGAAAGGAUUCAAAGCAUCCAAAAUCCUGCUAACCUGAACUGUAUGUGCUGUAACGCAUUUACCAAUAGUGUAUCAAUAGUGAAACUCUCACUGUCGCAUGGAUCACUCAAAGAGCAUGUAAAAAAAAAAAAAAAGAGGAGUGUAUUUACCAAGG